AUGCUGUCACAACUCCCCGCGGCAUUGUGCCUACUGCUCUGCAGCGCCGCUGGGACCGCUGCGUCGAGUCUCGUCCUUUUCUCGGACGCGAAUUGCCAGACUUCACAGACCCGCCUCGCGGGGGAGAAUGGCUACCCGGACGGAUACUGUACGAAUAUCGCGGAAGUGGCCGAUGCGACAUACAAGAGCUUUAUGUUCACGGUCCUCGACGAUGGCUGUACUCCCACCAUCUACCAAAAGGAUAGCACAUCAGAUAUAUGUUCAGGCGACCAGAUUAUUGGAUAUAUCUCAAGGUGCUACAAUACGUCAUGGGUAUAUUACAGUAUAGACAUGUGUACAUCAGUCACCACAAGCGAUGCUUCAUCCGCAACCUCAACAUCAUCAUCAACAUCCUCGGCAUCGUCCACCUCUAUUGCAACGUCGAACGGCGUUUCGGGUGGCGCCAUAGCAGGCGCAGUAGUCGGCAGUGUUUGCGGACUUGGGAUCAUAGCAGCUGUGUGCGUCUACUUUUUCUGGUUCCGACCCAAGCAACGCGAGAGGAAGAGGAGAGAGAUAGAGGAAUCAGGGAUGAAAGAUGGAGGCGGCGCAUCAUCUACUGGAGCCAUGAGAAAGGAGGAAGAGGACGGAGAAGCCUAUUUGAUCAGCAUGCACCAGUCACAACAACGGCCACACGAAUUGCAAUCCAUGCCAGACGUGUUUGAGGCGCCUGGGGACAUUCACGCGACAGAGCUUGAUAAUGGUGAGCCACCAGUGGAGUUGCCUGGGGAUCACGAGUAUCAAGGCGGCCACUCGAAUAAUACCAGCAUCCGGGACCAGAAUAGCAGACACUAA
Molecule: messenger RNA, 831 nt
Organism: Diaporthe amygdali
Lineage: Eukaryota; Fungi; Ascomycota; Sordariomycetes; Diaporthales; Diaporthaceae
Exons: 2
Coding region: 1-831 (276 amino acids)
Source: RefSeq, a predicted model, not a curated record